AUGAAUGGGGAUUCUGGCCUAGUCGUCACUCUUGUAGACCGGCUUACAACACGGCUACCCCAUCGAACCGGAUCACCCUUACAUGACUUCAGUCGCGAUGAGAUCGUCGUGCUCACUCGUGGCACGCUUGUUGGCAUCAGUGCUUCCUGUAUUGGGAUUGUAGUCGAAGCCCUUACCCAACUCCUCGAGGAGCUGUCCCAACCCUAUAAAAGCAUACAGGCGCACCCAAUCCAUGUCCUACACUCCGAGCUGUAUGUCGUGGAGCUGUUGGCAGAAUGUUGUUCGAUUCAUUGGGCGAGCGUAAACACAACAGAAUCCUCGUCUGUGGAAGAAGAAUCACUCUCUGAUUCCGAGGGUUCUGAAUCGGAAUCUGGGAAAAGGGUCUCUUCUUUGACUAAUGCAAAAUACGCUCAGAACAGGCGUGCGUCUCGGAACAGGCUUCUGGAAAGAGGCAACCCACCCGGACCCCUAACGGAUGAUCUCGUCAGAAGGUUGAUUGAUGCCGUCAAGUUAUUUUCUAGGCCUGUACCCGAGAGCUAUGUCCUUCCUGCCGCCAAUAUUCUCGAUGAUAUGUUUACUGGACUUCCUGCUGGAGAAUCAUAUCUCCCGGAUAAUCCGACAGCUACAAAUGGCCACCUCGGUGGGAGUGAGGUUUCCAAACUUCUCGUCGACAAGUCGGAUGCCAUCGAGGCUUUCACGAGAGGCAUCAUAGAAUACGUGUCGUGUUCAAACUGGUUUCGUGUACUUGAAUAUUUGAAGAAUGCCCUUCAGCAAGCCGCUCGUCAACCUACGGGGAAUCCUGGCCAGACGAACUUCGUAGGCGAUGAUGACAGGAACGCCCUGGUUUCGAUUCGGCUCAUUUCUUCCUUCUGGGUCGAUAGCCGCAAAUUGAGUGUCGUCAUCCAAGAGCUUUGUGGAAGUUUCUUACAUCUCCGCAAGGCUUUUCAGACGACUGUGGCAAUAGUUCUGCCAUUGCUCAUCACGCGAUGGCUUGAGCGUAAUCCGGGAGAGUUCAUCGACCUCCAUUCCAUGCACCAAAGGCUGGACGGUGGCGCAGAAACAUUAUUUGAUAUGACAAACACCAUGUUCGACGGAGGCAGGCGGAAAGCUCUUCUUUACCCCUUCCAGACCUCAUUACUUCUACUGCUGCCUGAUGUGUUCGAAUACGCUAGCAACAUGAGGGAGGUCAAAAGCAGUAGCAGUAUUGCCAAAAAGGUAUCCUUUCUCGAAAUGCUGAGAAAAGCUUUGAGGAACAGGAACGAGACUGCUAUACACUGUUUAACCACCGUUUUGAGGGUUGCCCGGCACUUUCCUAUGGACAGCGACGCUGCUAUUCUUAGUUUUGCUUUGGAUGUUCAGGAGGAGGUGAGGGAGGCUGUCUUCCGGCGUCACAAUCCUGGUGUGGAUGCUGCAAAUAUAGACAAUGCUCUCAUGUGUGCCGCUUUCGUCAGUCUUGCACAUCUGGAUUUUGACUCGUGCGUGGAAAGUUUGACUCCAUUCUGUCUGGCUUCGAAUGCACCUCAGGACUCUAAGAUUGCAGUCAUCUCUGCUUGUUCCCAUUUUGCAAGGCAAUCCAACGCUGAUGAAUAUCUACCGCUAUUCACAAAAGUGGCAGAGUUUAUUCGUGUCCAGCUGAGUGCGACGACAUUGAGAAGGCGUGAUUCUUACGCUGAUGAACAAUACCCUUUAUCAAAAUCCCUUGAGAAUGCCAACUCUGCAGAUCUAAUAUACAGUAUCCUAUUAUUUCUCGAUGCAUCGUCCUUGACUCUCUUUAAUGGAGCCCCCAGUUUUGGCCCGGAAUGGAUCGUAUUCUUUGAAGACACCUUUGCAACUUUUUCAACGUAUCUGGCUACUGAUGAUGAACGUAUCAGAUGUCUGGCCAAUACAGUUGCACGGAAAAUCAUGUCGGAAGGGACACUAUCAUUCUGGCGCAAGAGCAGAGGUGUAGGCUCACAAGCAUUUAAGCAAAAUUUCUGGAAAACAACGUCUUCGAUUCUCGCCACAGCGGCCGACAAACUGAUUACCAUGGGAAAUGAUGACAAGGGAACUCUGCGAUUCGUCCACGACUAUCUAGACUCCCGGCUCUCUCUCCUGAAAACCAUUGAGGAAUUGACAGUGGUUGCUGAUGACAUGCCUGAGCGGAUCAUUGCGUGUACGAAACUGGAGACUGCUUUCUUGAUUUCUCUCUGCUCUGCAGACAUCUCUGUGUGCCAGCUGGUUACCAAGUGCAUCUCUCUAUUCUGCGAAGAGGCUCGUCUUGUAGAUGCGUCGACCACAGCGACAAAAUCAUCAAUACCGACCAUUCGGAACAUUGAUAUCUACCUGGAGAUUUCAACGAGACAAUUUCGUUUCACUGGAUUGGUGGCAUUCCAGAAACGUGUUCGUGGCAUUAUGCGACAGAUACAAUAUCCUGCCGCGGGCAUCCUCACUGCAUGGGAGACCGUCUUCGAGUACUGGCUCAGAACGUCGAAGCAGAUAUUUUCUCGGUCGUCUGAUAUGCUGGAAGAAAAGUUGCUAGUAGAAUGGCGAAAUUACUCGGGAUUCCUCGCAUCCCUUGGUGGUUCUUGUGUUUCCGAUCUUGCCAUGGUGACCGAAGAUACGAGCUUGGCCGGUCUGAGAUGGAUUGACCGGGUGUCUCCAGAUAUCUAUGACGAGACUCUUCUAAGCAAGUAUAUGAAACAGAGCAUUCAACUUCUGGCAAGCAACAAUGUCAGAAUACGCGAAGCGACAAGAGAGACGCUCUCAACAGAGCUCUCUCCGUCGCUCUACUUCCCGCUGUUCGAAGCUCUUGAAUCGGAGCUUGGCGUGCUAUUCGACACUUCCCGCACGAACACUUCUCUGUCAAUUGAUUCGCGUGUCAUCUUUGCCGAGCAAGCUGCUGCUUUGCUGAGAAGUAUUGUCGAGCGAUUAGGGGGACCUGCAGAAGCUGGUUCAGCAUCAUCCAUCGACGUUGGCGCAUUGACCCUCAACUUUGCAAAGUUUUUGGAUGACUUGGCGGAAGGCGCCAGUAUACUCAGAGUCAAGAUCAAGAUAUGCCAGCUAUGCGAGACCAUCACACAGAAAAAAGAGCUUUUGAACCUUAGAAAUGAUGUGCGCAUCAGGAACCAGCUGCUAGAGGUCAUAUUUGGCUGGAUAGCUCGUCCAGGAACACCUAGAGACGCUGUGGUUCCUUCCGGUGCUCGGGUCGAGGAGCUUCAUAGACUCCAGCGAGAUUUGGAUCGGGCCUGUCUGAAGGCCUUGGCCGAUCUUACAUAUCGACUCCCUCUGCAGCCUGCAGAAGGGCAGACUGAUGCCGACACAAGCGAUCUGAAGUCCCAAAUGUUCCACACUUACUUCAACCGCUUUCUCUCUCUACUAAAUUAUGAGGCCGCAGAAAUCGGGAGGAAUGAGAUUCGACUCACAACCAUUGCAAGCGACGAUUCCAUGACACCACCCGAACUUGCAAUCAGCGCGCUGUCAAACCUGUUGAGCGCCAACAUCGAUGUUGGUCUCAAGCACUCUUUGGGGAUUGGGUAUCAUGAGGACUUGGAAAUACGAACCGCUUUCGUUAAAGUUCUGUGCAAUAUCUUGAUUCAGGGUGCAGAGUUCAACAACCUUUCCGAUACGGCCGUGAACGAGAAAUACGAUGAACUACUCGAGCUACUCAUCAACGACAUGGCAUUGACCAUCGCGCUUUGCGAUGCUUGCCCGAGCACCGAAGUAGACGAAAUGACCAUUUCUCUGCUCAAUAUCUUUGAUUCUAGAGGUCUAGGCUUCGUUUUGUUGGAAGCUCUCAUUGAGCACGAAGUCGAAGAAACAGAAAACGAGGCCGAGCUGUUACGCAGAAACUGUGUAGCCACCAAAAUGCUAUCAGUCUAUGCGAAAUGGAAGGGGGCUGCAUAUCUGAAGGCUACUCUUCAACGUGUCCUAGAGCGUCUUGUUCUGACUUCCAAGGAUCUCGAUCUCGAACUCGAUCCUGCCAGGACUUCGUCUGCUGAGGAACUACAGAAGAACGCUCUUCAACUCCGCGUUGUUGCUAAAGUUUUCAUCGAUGACAUAUGUAAUUCUGCCGCACAUAUACCCGUUUCGUUCAGGAAAAUAUGUAGCAUUAUAUCGUCUGCUGUGAUGAAAAGAUUUCCUGAGGCCAAGUUUACAGCGGUUGGGGCGUUCAUAUUCCUCCGGUUCUUCUGCCCAGCUAUUGUAGCACCCGAUGUUGAAGGGCUGAUAACAUCAGCACCUUCGAAGGAAAUGAGACGUGGAUUGCUUCUCAUUGCAAAAGUUGUUCAGAACCUGGCCAACAAUGUACUGUUUGGUGCCAAGGAGCCAUACAUGUUUCCCCUGAACGACUUCCUCACGCAAAAUAUUUAUCGUGUAACAACAUUCCUGCGAGAGAUCUCUGUGCCGCCAAUUGUGAUCGAACCCGCCAUCGAAUCGGAGUCUUUCGAUUUUGGAUCGUGCGUUGCUUUGCAUCGAUUCCUGUACGACCACUGGGACCAUGUUCGACAGAAGAUUGUCAUCAGGGAAAGAAAAGGCGCUGUCCGAUCCCUUCUCGACGUCACAAAGGGCCAAAUUCCAAUACUAGAGGCUCUGCGCAAACUCAUCACUAAUCUAGGUCCCCCCCCUAUGGAUGUUUCCUGGAAUCGGCCCGCCAUCUCCUCCAAUAGUCCCCCUUCGUACUCGCGCUUUCAGCACUUCAUGCUCAGGAACGCUGGCCGAAAUACUGAAUCUCUUGUCUCAACUCGUGCCGUAUAUGAUGGCGGUGAAAGCAAGGAUGGGCUGCCGAUGAUCUGUAUAAUCCUUCGCAACAUCGAUACCGAAACUACGGAUUAUGAGCUGCUCCUUUUUGGCUAUCUCAAGAUCGCGAGCCGCAUGUGGCAUCGACCGUUUGGCAUCCUCAUCGAUGCAACUUGCUACAAUGGCCAGAAUGAGCCUCAGGACGCAUUAUUCCGGAAGUUAGAUCUCCUUACUCCAUCGGAAUUGUCGAAACAACUGUCGAGAGUCUAUGUCUACAAUAUGAACAGUGCAUUCCGGAAAUGCUUUCGUCGCAUUCUGAGACUGGCUGCAAAGAGUGAAAACAGUGCAUUCCACCCAAAGAACGUGGACUAUCAUCUCAUCGGCAGUCUUCAAGAUCUCCAGGUGCAUUUUCACCUCAGUCAACUACACUUACCCAAGGAGACGAUAAGCGUCGUCACUGAUACCAGAUAUGUGUUCCAACCCAUUGUGAGGCUGUCAAAGACCAAGGGCAAAAUCGAAGUUGUCAUCAAGGUGGGAAGCCAGUUCGUUCAGGUGACCACGACCAAAAAGCAAGAAGUCGUACCCGGCUUGAGGCUUCAUGCAACUGUCAAUGAUAUAUUCCGCCUCUCUGAGGUUGACGAAGCACCGACUUCUAUUCAAACCGAAGACGACUCCGCCUUCGGACUUCGGACGGAAAAUGGGAAGAUUGUAAUGUACUUCACAAGCCCUCGAAAACCAGAUGUACUUCAAGCGAUCAGGGGAGCCAAAGCUAAAUACGGCAAAGAAUUGAGGACCUUGAAGUCUUUUGAAAGACUCGUGCGACCGCAAGAUGUUCCUGGUACGCUUCUCAACAUUGCUCUCACGAAUAUGACAAGUUCCGACCAAAUCCUAAGACUGGCGUCUUACAAUCUCCUGUGCGCUCUUUGUCGAGCCUUCAAAUUCGCUGCAGAUUCCAAGUUCUUGAGCACGAAAGAGCUAUGUGUUCCGCUGAAUCCCUGCCAUUUCGUUGUCGAUAUAAGUCAACAGCUUGCUCAGUCCGAGCCGCAGCUUACGGCCGAUUUCCUGAAUGAGUUCUUCGUUGGGUGGGAGAGCUUCCCUUACUCACAGCGGCCAAUAAGUCUUGCAUACAUGGCUCCAUGGCUACCAGGACUGAGGACAAGCCUCAUACCAAACGACGUAGACAGCGAUAAAGCACGAGAAAAGGUUGCCGCUAUCUUUCGAAGACUUAUCGAGGUUGCAAUUUCCGAUAUUGCGCUUGGCACUACGUUGGAGCAGAACAUCUGGCCAGCUAUCACCAGUGAUGAAAUAUAUACAGACAUUUUCUUGGACGAAGUUGUCAAGGCAGCCCUGAGCUUCGGCGUGAUAGACGAACGUACGGAAGUCUUGGGAUCCAUAGUAGCUUCGCUCGGGACGGUCAGUAUACGCGGCAAACUCCUUUCCCGGCUUCGCAAAGCUCUGAACCGGACUUCAUUGCGGCCUACCAGACACUUACCAGAAAAUACUGUAUGGGGCGAGGUUUGUGUGCUCAUUCGACUAUGCCUUUCGAUAUCCUUUGACAGUGGCACGCAAUCCCAGCUGUAUCUGCCAGAGCUUUUCCAUCUCGUCACCAUGCUUGCCAAUACUGGAUCUUCGGAUGUGAGACUCAUGGUGCACCGUUUACUGAUAAACACGGUGCAUGCUAUGUGCACCACCUUCGGGCUGGAAGAGAGCAAGCUCGCCAGGCUGAAAGUUCUCCUUGCAUCACUUUCCGAGCCGAGAGCCGAUUCGCUCUUCAACAUUUCCAGCAGAGACGGAGUUUCGGCUGCAUCUUCACAAGACUCGGGGAUCCCCUCUCUAGUAGCAACCGAAUCUUUGGCAGUCCUGCUUUCUGAGAUCAGCACGGUUGCUGCUUUGACCGUUGAUAUGUCAAAUGCCUGGCGCUCCCGUUGGAUGAGCUUAGUCGCCAGCACCGCAUUCCAAAGCAACCCCGCAAUACAACCCCGCGCAUUCACUGUGAUGGGCUGUCUGGCGCGCGAAGAUGUGGACGAUGACCUCUUGUACCAAGUUCUUGUCGCUCUCAGGAGUAGCAUUGGACGCUUCAUGGAAGAAAAUGAUGGCGAAAUGCUCAUCGCCAUCGUCACCUCACUGACAAAGAUGAUGGACAAGCUGCCAUCAGCAUCUCGCUACGGCAUGCAAAUGUUCUGGCUUGCACUAUCACUCGUCAGGCUCGUUCCGUUGAUGCUCUUCAACUGCACAGCCCUGUUCCUAGAUGCUGUACUCAACAAUAUCGCCACACCGGGCGAUUUCAAGGGUGGGCGAAUGGUAACAACCUUGCUCCAAGGCAGAGUACCACUCGAAGACGCUGCGCUGCAGCUUGAUGAGAUCUACGGAAUUCACUUCAAUAUCGAAAACUUCCAUUUCGCAGUAUGUGCUUCGUUAGUCAAAGGACUCACCGACUCGGUCACCAAGGCGACUGCUAUACGAGUACUAUCGACAUUCCUAGAAGUUACCACGUCAAACCUGGCACUCGAGACGAGGUCUCCAAAAGAUCUAACCGCAUUUCCCUACCUUGGUCUACUGAUAUCUCGAGCGAUGACCCCAGAGGAAUCGAAAGAAAACCUCUGGCUCGCAGGCUGGACCUCUGUUGAUGAUGAGGAGGUAACCGCUGAAGGCGUACUGGACAUGAUAGACCUGCAACAGGUCAAGGAUAAGGAGCUACUACUAAACGCUGCCAUCGGAGUGGUUGACUUUCACUAUCUCGAAGACACUGUACAGAACCGAGGCUUGCUCUGGCUUAACAGAAUUGCCUUGAGACGGCCGACAGUGGUUCUGCAUCUUUGCGGUCCCAUCAUUCGUAUUCUUGACGAUAUCUUGAUUUCAUGCCAGAAUGCCGUAACUCUGGAGUCCGCUCAUCUAUUGAUGCGGACUCUCACAUCGAACCCAAAGUUUUCAGACGGAGUCGAUACAUCGGAAAUGCUAGAAGAUGUUCUCGACGGGAUUGGUUUUGGCGGCCUAUGGCGCUCGUCCACUUUUCACUCGAUUAACGAGCAUGAUAGACAAUGUACUGCACUAACGGACCGUCUUAUUGAGCUCAUCAUUGCAUGA
This is a messenger RNA of Cadophora gregata, 7797 nucleotides long. RefSeq names its product Ras GTPase activating protein ira2 (gene IRA2). Bases 1 to 7797 code for a protein of 2598 amino acids. NCBI's taxonomy places the organism in Eukaryota, Fungi, Ascomycota, Leotiomycetes, Helotiales, Ploettnerulaceae. Gene Ontology annotation, biological process: regulation of GTPase activity. The record is from RefSeq and is a predicted model, not a curated record. The transcript is spliced from 15 exons.